Neoarius graeffei (lesser salmon catfish) is the source of this 6196-nucleotide messenger RNA. Its product is annotated as protein adenylyltransferase SelO-like. NCBI's taxonomy places the organism in Eukaryota, Metazoa, Chordata, Actinopteri, Siluriformes, Ariidae. The record is from RefSeq and is a predicted model, not a curated record. The transcript is spliced from 19 exons. Bases 162 to 1931 code for a protein of 589 amino acids.
UUAGUGAUAAACAGAAGAGAAGUGGAUUUGUUUUUACUGCGUUUAUUUGUUUUGAACAAUGAAAUCGUGAACAUUGUUAAAGAUCUACGUUGUUGCAGCUUUAAGUAGUGACUGUAUAACGCGUUUUGGUGUCUUUAAUGUGUGACUGAGUGAGAAUUGUGAUGUUAAAGCUCACCAUCAGUGUGUGUGUGUGUGUGUUUGCUGUAGUAGAGACUCAGGGCUGCUGUGAUGGUUCAGGAGUGUGUGAGAAUAAUAUAGAGUUAUUUACGAACAGAAGGGUUUGUGAGAUCUGUAUUAAAAACUGGGAUGAUGAUGAUGAGGAGGAGGAGGAGGAAGAUGAGGAUGAGGGUUUUAAUCCUCCUCCUAGACAUGAACUGAAACUUUCAGCUCAAAAACUGUUAGCCUCUCUCCCUCUUGAUGAAGAGAAGGAUAACGCUGUUCGGACGGUGACGAGGUGUGUGUUUUCUCCAUCACAGCCCACACCACUGAGAGGGGAGGUUCAGCUCGCUGCUGUAUCACAGGAUGUGCUGAAGAACACCUUGGACCUGGACGAGUCUGUGACCCGAAGAGAAGAUUUUGUGCAGCGUGUCAGUGGGGUGAAACUGUUUCCUGGUUCCGUGCCUCUCGCUCACAGAUACGGAGGCCAUCAGUUUGGUUACUGGGCGGGGCAGCUGGGAGACGGGCGAGCACAUUUACUAGGCGAAUACACAAACAGAAAGGGUGAGAGAUGGGAGCUUCAGCUCAAAGGCUCGGGGAAAACUCCAUACUCAAGGUCUGGAGAUGGGCGUGCAGUGCUGAGAUCGUCUGUUCGGGAGUUCCUGUGCAGUGAGGCCAUGCACUUCCUCUCUGUCCCCACCAGCAGAGCUCUCAGCCUGGUGGUGAGCGACGAGGCCGUGUGGAGAGAUCAGUUUUAUAACGGCACUGUGAGGACAGAGAGAGGAGCUGUUGUCCUUCGUCUGGCGCCAUCAUGGUUCCGAAUUGGCUCUUUGGAGAUUUUAUCCAGAAGUGGAGAGCUGGAUAUUUUGAGGAUGUUGUUAAAUUUUGUAAUAAAAGAGCAUUUUCCAGCCAUCGAACCCACAGAUCCGAACAAAUACGUGGAGUUUUUCUCCAUGGUGGUGAAUGAAACCGCACACAUGAUCGCGAAGUGGAUGUCUGUUGGCUUCGCUCACGGUGUGUGUAACACAGACAACUUCAGCCUUUUGUCCAUCACUCUAGAUUACGGUCCAUUUGGGUUUAUGGAGUCGUAUAACCCGAAUUUUGUGCCGAACUCAUCUGACGAUGAGGGCAGGUACAGUAUUGGAGAACAGGCUAACGUCGGCCUGUUUAAUCUCCAGAAGCUUCUUGAGGCUCUUCAUCCAGUGCUGUCUUCACACCAGAUAACACAAGCUGAGCGAAUACUAAGAGGAUAUCCAGAUAUCUACCACAGAAGGUUUCAUGAGCUUUUCAAAGCAAAGUUGGGCCUCCUCGGUGAUGACGAGGGUGAUGCGUAUCUCAUCGCCUUUCUGCUAAAGCUCAUGGAGGACACACGUGCAGACUUUACCAUGACUUUCAGACAGCUGAGUGACGUGAGUCUGCUCGAGCUCCAGAAGAACUCCAUCACUCAGACCAUGUGGGCUCUCUGGAAUCUUUCGUCUCAUGAGUAUUUCUCAGACUGGAUUAAACUUUACUUACAGAGAAUUAACAGUCAGGUGAGUGAUUCAGCAGAGAAUCGGUGUCGCAGGAUGAGAGACAUUAAUCCUCACUACGUGUUGAGGAACUGGAUGGCCGAGUCGGCUAUUAGGAAAGCAGAGAAUAACGACUUCUCUGAGGUGGCGCUGCUGCUUCACACUCUGACUGAACCCUUUGUGAAGAAUGAGAGAGCAGAGAGAGCAGGUUAUUCCAGCAGACCUCCAGCUUGGGCUUCAGAGCUGAGGGUCAGCUGCUCUUCCUGAGCUUCUCAUCUAUACACCUACCUCUAAAGAGUUGGUGUUUUUUUAAAUAUAAUUUUUAGAUGGAAGCAAAAAAGUGACAAAGAUUGAAUUUUAAUUAAAUUUAAACACUGACACUGAGUAUACUGUAAAUGUUAAUGAAAACAUUGUUUCAAGUGAAAAUGAAUCAGUGAACAGUAAAUUAUAAACGUGAAUCUCUGACGAGCGACUCUUUAAAGUGAAUCUCCGAGCGAUUCUUAAAGGCGGCUCUCUGACGGGCGGCUCUCUGACGGGCAGCUCUUAAAGGCGGCUCUCUGACGGGCAGCUCUUAAAGGCGACUCUCUGACGGGCAGCUCUUAAAGGCGGCUCUCUGACGGGCAGCUCUUAAAGGCGGCUCUCUGACGGGCGGCUCUGUGACGGGCAGCUCUCAAAGGCGGCUCUCUGACGGGCAGCUCUUAAAGGCGGCUCUCUGACGGGCAGCUCUUAAAGGCGGCUCUCUGACGGGCAGCUCUUAAAGGCGGCUCUCUGACGGGCAGCUCUUAAAGGCGGCUCUCUGACGGGCGACUCUUAAAGGCAGCUCUCUGACGGGCGGCUCUCUGACGGGCAGCUCUUAAAGGCGGCUCUCUGACGGGUGACUCUUAAAGGUGGCUCUUUGACGGGCGGUUCUUAAAGGCGGCUCUCUGACGAGCGGCUCUCUGACGGGCGACUCUUAAAGGCGGCUCUCUGACGAGCGGCUCUCUGACGGGCGACUCUUAAAGGUGGCUCUCUGACGGGUAGCUCUUAAAGGCGGCUCUCUGACGGGCAACUCUCUGAUGGGCGACUCUUAAAGGCAGCUCUCUGACGAGCGGCUCUCUGACGGGCGACUCUUAAAGGCGGCUCUCUGACGAGCGGCUCUCUGACGGGCAACUCUUAAAGGCGGCUCUCUGACGGGCGACUCUUAAAGGUGGAUCUCUGACGGGCAACUCUCUGAUGGGCGACUCUUAAAGGUGGCUCUCUGACAAGCGGCUCUCUGACGGGCGGUUCUUAAAGGCGGCUCUCUGACGAGCGACUCUUAAAGGCGGCUCUCUGACGAGCGGCUCUCUGACGGGCGACUCUUAAAGGCGGCUCUCUGACGGGCAGCUCUUAAAGGCGGCUCUCUGACGGGUGACUCUUAAAGGUGGCUCUCUGACGGGCGACUCUUAAAGGCGGCUCUCUGACGGGCAGCUCUUAAAGGCGGCUCUCUGACGGGUGACUCUUAAAGGUGGCUCUCUGACGGGCGACUCUUAAAGGCGGCUCUCUGACGAGCGGCUCUCUGACAGGCGACUCUUAAAGGCGGCUCUCUGACGAGCGGCUCUCUGACGGGCAACUCUUAAAGGCGGCUCUCUGACGGGCGACUCUUAAAGGUGGAUCUCUGACGAGCGGCUCUCUGACGGGCGACUCUUAAAGGCGGCUCUCUGACGAGCGGCUCUCUGACGGGCGACUCUUAAAGGUGGCUCUCUGACGGGUAGCUCUUAAAGGCGGCUCUCUGACGGGCAACUCUCUGAUGGGCGACUCUUAAAGGCAGCUCUCUGACGAGCGGCUCUCUGACGGGCGACUCUUAAAGGCGGCUCUCUGACGAGCGGCUCUCUGACGGGCAACUCUUAAAGGCGGCUCUCUGACGGGCGACUCUUAAAGGUGGAUCUCUGACGGGCAACUCUCUGAUGGGCGACUCUUAAAGGUGGCUCUCUGACAAGCGGCUCUCUGACGGGCGGUUCUUAAAGGCGGCUCUCUGACGAGCGGCUCUCUGACGAGCGACUCUUAAAGGCGGCUCUCUGACGAGCGGCUCUCUGACGGGCGACUCUUAAAGGCGGCUCUCUGACGGGCAGCUCUUAAAGGCGGCUCUCUGACGGGUGACUCUUAAAGGUGGCUCUCUGACGGGCGACUCUUAAAGGCGGCUCUCUGACGGGCAGCUCUUAAAGGUGGCUCUCUGACGGGCGACUCUCUGACGGGCGACUCUUAAAGGCGGCUCUCUGACGAGCGGCUCUCUGACGGGCGACUCUCUGACGGGCGACUCUCUGACGGGCAACUCUUAAAGGCGGCUCUCUGACGAGCGGCUCUCUGACGAGCGACUCUUAAAGGCGGCUCUCUGACGAGCGGCUCUCUGACGGGCGACUCUUAAAGGUGGCUCUCUGACGGGCGACUCUUAAAGGCGGCUCUCUGACGGGCAGCUCUUAAAGGCGGCUCUCUGACGGGUGACUCUUAAAGGUGGCUCUCUGACGGGCGACUCUCUGACGGGCGACUCUUAAAGGCGGCUCUCUGACGAGCGGCUCUCUGACGGGCGACUCUCUGACGGGCAACUCUUAAAGGCGGCUCUCUGACGAGCGGCUCUCUGACGAGCGACUCUUAAAGGCGGCUCUCUGACGAGCGGCUCUCUGACGGGCGACUCUUAAAGGCGGCUCUCUGACGGGCAGCUCUUAAAGGCGGCUCUCUGACGGGUGACUCUUAAAGGUGGCUCUCUGACGGGCGACUCUUAAAGGCGGCUCUCUGACGGGCAGCUCUUAAAGGCGGCUCUCUGACGGGUGACUCUUAAAGGUGGCUCUCUGACGGGCGACUCUCUGACGGGCGACUCUUAAAGGCAGCUCUCUGACGGGCGACUCUUAAAGGCGGCUCUCUGACGGGCGACUCUCUGACGGGCGACUCUUAAAGGCGGCUCUCUGACGGGCGACUCUUAAAGGUGGCUCUCUGACGAGCGGCUCUCUGACGGGCAACUCUUAAAGGCGGCUCUAUGACGGGCGACUCUUAAAGGCGGCUCUCUGACGAGCGGCUCUCUGAUGGGCAACUCUUAAAGGCGGCUCUCUGACGGGCGACUCUUAAAGGCGGCUCUCUGACGAGCAACUCUUAAAGGCGGCUCUCUGACGGGCGGCUCUCUGACGGGCGACUCCUAAAGGCGGCAAUCUUCAUAAAGUCUUUAUUCACAAAUACUUAUAUUUUAAAUCUAUUUGAAUACUAAUUAACACUUUUGAGUGACCAGUGACUUUAAAAAAUGUUAUUUGACCGAUAAAAGCCAACGUUCUGCUGAUUUGCUUGUCUUUAGCGCUAAAGAGUUAUUAUUGCACCUAGUGUUCAGAAAUAGGAAUUAAUAACAACAGUCUCUAAGUCCAGGCCUGUUGGGGCAGGAGUCACGCUGCCUCAUGCUCAGGGAUGGUGCAGAAGCCAGGGCUGUUCAUGACAGGGUUGCCAGGUUGUGCUAGGUUAAAUAUCGUGGGUAAUUCAGCUACCAGGAGCUUGUUUUAUAGCAUAUAAUCAGAAUGAAAUCUAAUACAUUUCCACAAACAAAGGCAGAGUUAAAGUGCAGACUGGGUGUCUAUAAUGGACGAUGGACAGAACCAUUUUAUUGUUAAUGUGUUGCCGAGAUUAGAAGAGCAAUGGACAGGGAGUGGGUAAUAUCCGUAAUAUCAGAAAUACACAUGAAAGGCUGAAAAUAAAAAGAAAAAUGUGUCACUUUUCACAAUUUCGAAUAUGUUUUGAAAAGUUCUGGUCUGGCGGCACGGUGGUGUAGUGGUUAGCGCUGUCGCCUCACAGCAAGAAGGUCCUGGGUUCGAGCCCCGGGGCCGGCGAGGGCCUUUCUGUGUGGAGUUUGCAUGUUCUCCCCGUGUCCGCGUGGGUUUCCUCCGGGUGCUCCGGUUUCCCCCACGGUCCAAAGACAUGCAGGUUAGGUUAACUGGUGACUCUAAAUUGACCGUAGGUGUGAAUGUGAGUGUGAAUGGUUGUCUGUGUCUAUGUGUCAGCCCUGUGAUGACCUGGCGACUUGUCCAGGGUGUACCCCGCCUUUCACCCGUAGUCAGCUGGGAUAGGCUCCAGCUUGCCUGCGACCCUGUAGAAGGAUAAAGCGGCUAGAGAUAAUGAAUGAAUGAAUGAAGUUCUGGUCUUUUGUGUGGUUUUUGGGCUGGGAAUUUUGCUAAAACCUGGCAACCCUGGUUAAUGACAGUAUCUCAGACAAGGGUAAAUCAGGUCGCUGGACGGGUGUGUGUUAUCUAUUAAAGGGUUUCUCGAAAAAUUCAAGAUAAUAUUCUGUAACAGAAGCCGCUGCUGGUCCUGCUGUCCAGAAAAAAAAGGGCAAAUUAUAUGAUUUAAUGCACAUACAGUGUGAAUAUAACCCGUAUUUUUGUUUUGUGUUAUUUGUAUAGACAUAGUGUAUAAUUAUAAUCACUUUUUAAUAUUUUAUUUUAUUAAAAAUGACUUGUAAACACGUUUAUAUUGAAUUUUUUGAAAUAUGUUCAGAAAUAUCUGCCUGGGUGAUUCAUCCUUAUUACAUUGUACAUAGUAACAGU